This is a messenger RNA of Mus pahari (shrew mouse), 5425 nucleotides long. RefSeq names its product nectin cell adhesion molecule 1 (gene Nectin1). The transcript is spliced from 6 exons. Gene Ontology annotation, biological process: protein localization to cell junction; heterophilic cell-cell adhesion; homophilic cell-cell adhesion. NCBI's taxonomy places the organism in Eukaryota, Metazoa, Chordata, Mammalia, Rodentia, Muridae. The record is from RefSeq and is a predicted model, not a curated record. Gene Ontology annotation, cellular component: adherens junction. Bases 761 to 2308 code for a protein of 515 amino acids.
GGCUGGGCCGGGCGCGUGGGAGCCAGGAGGGGGUUAAUGCUAACCCCUCCCCCCGGGCUGACAUCACGGGAGAGCGGGUGAGAGGCUGGAUCGGCGAGUGAGAGAAAGAGAGGGAGAGGAGAGAGCGCGGCUCGCCUCGGCACUGGGGCAGCUCCACAUUGUUGCGGAUCGCCCGCACCGAGCACAGCGGCCGCGGUGGGGACCCGUGGCGCACCCGGCUCGCUCCUCCGAGACCGUGCAGCCCCGAGCCCCGCUGGCUGCUGGCCGCCCUAGCCGCACACCACCGCCUGGGCCCCGAGCCCUCCGCACCGCCCGGCCACCCUCGGAGAACAGCCGGCCAUGGACGCCUGCAAGUUGGAGCCGAGCGGGAGGGUGUGAGCGCGCCCAGGGCCGGGAGCCUGCGCCGCGCUAGCCCGGUAGCCGGGCGCGCCGGGGGUGGGUCCGUCUCCCCAGCCCGGCUUUGCGUGGAAGAAGAGGGCGGGGACCGGGACGAGGAGAAGAGCGGAGGAGGCGAAGGGGGCAUGACUCGUGCAACUUACUGCGGGCAUCUGCCGAGGCUCUGAGCCGGCGGCAGCCGGGGCCCGGAUUGCGGCCGCGCGGAUCCCACCCAGCCCACCCCACCCCGACCGACGGCUGCGGCUGACCUGGAUCCUCCGAGCGCCCGCCAACCGCCAGCGAUCCGCCCUCGUCUUCCAGACUGGUUUCUGGAGCGCGAGGAGCGCCCUCCUGGCAGCCCCUUUCGCCGGACCCCCACCCCCCGAUGGCUCGGAUGGGGCUUGCGGGCGCCGCUGGACGCUGGUGGGGACUCGCUCUGGGCUUGACCGCCUUCUUCCUCCCAGGCAUUCACACGCAGGUGGUGCAGGUGAACGACUCCAUGUAUGGCUUCAUCGGCACAGAUGUGGUACUGCACUGUAGCUUUGCCAACCCGCUGCCCAGUGUGAAAAUCACCCAGGUCACAUGGCAGAAGGCCUCCAAUGGCUCCAAGCAGAACAUGGCCAUCUACAACCCGACAAUGGGUGUGUCCGUGCUGCCUCCCUACGAGAAACGAGUGGAGUUCCUGCGACCCUCCUUCAUCGAUGGCACCAUCCGCCUCUCCAGUCUGGAGCUGGAGGACGAGGGCAUGUACAUCUGUGAAUUUGCCACCUUCCCUACAGGCAACCGUGAGAGCCAGCUCAAUCUCACUGUGAUGGCCAAACCCACCAACUGGAUCGAGGGCACCCGGGCGGUGCUUCGAGCCAGGAAGGGACAGGAUGACAAGGUCCUGGUGGCCACCUGCACCUCAGCCAAUGGGAAGCCCCCCAGUGUGGUGUCCUGGGAAACACGGCUAAAGGGCGAGGCAGAGUACCAGGAAAUUCGGAACCCCAACGGCACUGUGACAGUCAUCAGCCGUUACCGCUUGGUGCCCAGCAGGGAGGCCCACCGGCAGUCCUUGGCCUGCAUCGUCAACUAUCACCUGGAUCGCUUCAGGGAGAGCCUGACGCUCAAUGUGCAGUAUGAACCUGAGGUGACCAUCGAGGGCUUUGAUGGCAACUGGUAUCUGCAGCGGACAGAUGUGAAGCUCACGUGCAAAGCAGACGCUAACCCGCCAGCCACUGAGUACCACUGGACCACGUUGAAUGGCUCUCUCCCCAAGGGUGUAGAGGCCCAGAACAGGACCCUCUUCUUCCGGGGACCUAUCACCUACAGCCUGGCAGGAACCUACAUCUGUGAGGCCACCAACCCUAUUGGCACCCGAUCGGGCCAGGUGGAGGUCAAUAUCACAGAAUUCCCCUACACCCCGACUCCUGAACACGGGCGGCGCGCGGGGCAGAUGCCCACAGCCAUCAUUGGGGGCGUGGCAGGAAGUGUCCUGCUGGUGCUGAUUGUGGUUGGAGGGAUCAUAGUGGCCCUGCGCAGGCGCCGGCACACCUUCAAGGGUGACUACAGCACCAAGAAGCACGUGUACGGCAACGGCUACAGCAAGGCAGGCAUCCCGCAGCAUCACCCGCCCAUGGCACAGAACCUGCAGUACCCGGAUGACUCGGAUGAUGAAAAGAAGGCCGGCCCGUUGGGCGGGAGCAGCUAUGAGGAGGAAGAGGAGGAGGAGGGCGGUGGAGGAGGCGAACGCAAGGUGGGCGGCCCCCACCCCAAAUAUGACGAGGACGCCAAACGGCCCUACUUUACUGUGGAUGAGGCUGAAGCCCGUCAGGACGGCUAUGGGGACCGGACUCUGGGCUACCAGUACGACCCUGAACAGCUGGACUUGGCUGAGAACAUGGUUUCUCAGAACGACGGGUCUUUCAUUUCCAAGAAAGAGUGGUAUGUGUAGCCCCGCCUUCUGGAGCCUCUGUCUGCGCCCACUUCUCCCUGGCCCCUACCCGCACGCCCCCUGCCCACCCCCCCACAGCCCACUGCCCCAGGAGCUCCACAGAGACUUGACCAGCUGCCCUAAACCAGCCCCUGGGGAGCCAGGGGAGCUUAGGGCAGACCCCACUUGGCUUCGUUUUUUGUUUUGUUUUUUUAUUUCCUCCCUCACCCACCCUUCCCCCUGGUGUUGUGUUCGACCGUGGCUUUGGUGUUGCUGUAUCUUUCCUUUAAGGACCCCUUCCACUGCCCUAUGUGUAGGGAGCCCUGUUCUUGUCUUGUGUACUUGGGCAUCCCUCCAGGGUUUGGGGAGCCAGUCCUCUCCCACCCCACCCCCCACCCCUCCAACACUGGAAUUUGUUUGUGUUCUCUUCGUUGGGAAUGGAGGGCAAAGGGAGCUUCGAGAUGAAGAGCACCCUCACCCCCACCCGAUAUGCUGCUCCUCUUCCCAGAGAGAUGUACCCCAAGUCCCCACUAAGCUGAUGCAGCCAGGGCACCUAAGGGGUUUUAGAGGAGUUCUCUGUGGUACCCAGGGGAGUCUUGUGUGGGAAAUAAUGGAGCUGAGGGUUCUGCUGGGGUCCUGGGCAGUGUGUUUUCCUGGUGAGGGUGGUUUUAUGUUUUCUUUAUUUUCUUUCUGCCCCCCGCCCCCAAAUGGAGUUGGUGUAGCUCUCGUAUACCCUCAUCUCUGUUACGCCCCGUCCGUUCUGUACACAGUGGGUGACCCCAGGUGGAUGCCACCCACGGUUCCUAUAUGCCUCUGCCAACAUAUGCACACAUAUCCAUACACACAUCCCUGGGCCUAUGCCAAUCUCUCACGCCCUGCCCAGGCUGAACACUGCCCGAGGGCCCAACCCUCUGCUCCACCUCUUACCCGUUCCCAGGUCAGGAAGGGAUCAGCCCACAGAAGCAUUCAGAGUCAGCCAGGAUGGACCUCCCGUACCCAUCCCCCACCCCCAAAGCCACUCUUAAGAUUUCAGUGUAGCUCCGACCUUUCCUGACGAUGUACGCGUCUCUCAGAUUUCUCCUUAUCUGUCGAGUGCUAGCAACACUUGACUCUUCUGGAAAGUCAGGGUUGGGAAUCCCAGGAAGGAAUGCGAGGCAUGGACGAGGCACGGAAGUGUUGAUACUGAGAAGGCUUGCUUUGUGGAAGCUCUCCAAACACAGUCUGGUAGACCGAAGGGGGACUGCUAGCGUCUCAUAUGGGAAGGCUCGGAUCACAAAGAAAGUGCAGGGGCACCGGGGGCCUGCUGCAUAUCCACAGUCUGACCUCUGCUCACUUUCUCCUGGUGCCAGGCUGGCAAGACGACCAUGUGGAAGGGCCUUUGUGUGUAGACUCCCUCUUUGAAUGGGAUGCUGGCUUCAUCAGCCAUUCGGGGCUGGGCCUUCCCUUGAGUGCAUGGAAAAAGGUCCCCCCACACCCCAGCCCUCUGUCCCCAAGCUCAAAGUGCCUCAGUUUCUCCAUCUGUGCCCCCAGAUUACCCUCAUUCUAAAUGGGCAUGCCUAGGGCCUGCCAACUCAGCCCUAGGUGACACUCGCUGAGGGAUCACAAACAUUGGGGAGAGGGAGGCAGACCAUUCUGUGCCCCACGGGCACUGACCCACCCUUGCCAUAGGCUUCCUAAGGGAGCCCCAGCCCACACCCCACUCCUCCCUGGUGCUGCUAUUGAGUUCCCAGUCCAAGCGCCAUCUCUGGCACCCCCUCAGCCCACCAGCUGGGGCUCUUCUGCCCGGCCCUCGCUGCCCUAGUCCCAGCCCAGGCCGCCCAGUAGCCACGUAGCAGAAGUUUGAAGCCAUGCCAGCCCUGGGACGGCUCUCCCCUCUUGGCAUUGGGGACACUGGAUGGGGUGAAGUUAGGGGAGAAAAUUCUGGGGCCUUUCUAGCCACAGGGCGGAGGAAGAUGGAGGAGCUGGGCUACUUCUCCCAGAAGUAUUAGCGUCCUUCCCAUGUCAUGGUUCGUCCUGUUCCUCAUGCCACUCUGUCCCUCUGCUUGGUUCCCUUCCCCACCCCACCCCCCAAGGCAGGAGGCAAAACCCUGACUGCCCCAUUGGGGUAUUUCUGUCCCUAUGGGGCCAUAAGACUAAAAGACUCACCCUCCCGAGUCUCUCUCACCUUUCACCGUCAUCCCCUAUCCCUUGUCUUGUGAUGGAUCGAGGAGGCCCUGGGCCUGGACAAAACACCUGCUCCCUGUACAAACUUGCACGCCUUUCCCCCAAGCAAAGCACAAUUUAUAGAGUCCAUGCAGCAGGAUCUAGGAUCCCCAGCCGCAGCACCGAGCGCUUCCAGGCGGCUGCCACCUGGGCUAAGAGAGGAGGACAUGAGUCAGGGGUCAGGGGUCGGUAGCUGGGCCCAAGGAGGAGGGGCUUUUGCUUGCCCUGUGUUUGCGGACAGAGCCAGCUGACAGAGUGACAGAGCGAAGGGCAUUCUGCUUCACCUUCAUGCCCUCAACACAGCUGAGCUUUUCUGCCAGACUGCAGAGAGUAAACUUGGUGUUACCUGCCCAGACCCCUCCGGAUGUCAUCCCUAGCUGCCCUCCCCCUCCUGUCCCUCCCCUGCCUCUGGACCCCUGUUUCCCUACAGAUUUUGGUAUUGUUCUGGUGUGCAACAACCCUCUGAGUCUCUUUUACCAGAAGGACCUGAAAAACAGCAACACACAAUCAGUGAACACAUGCCCAGCACACCGACACACGCCUUCCACAGACCAAGCACAGGUUUUGUGUGUGUGUGUGUGUGUGUGUGUGUGUGUGUGUAUACACGCACAAGUACACACAUAAGAAAUGAGAAACCCAUACUAAUGCCCUGGGAAGGCACACCCUCUGCCAGCCACCCCAGCGUGCCCCCGUCACUGGUGCAAUAACCUUCCUGCCAUCGUCCAGGUGGGAGCCCAGCAGACACUGCAUCCCUUGCCUGGGAGGAGGGGGGGUGCUCCCAGGCCUCUGGGGGUCCAGGUAGAGACUUCCCCAAGCCUAACUGCCAACUGAAACCCUCCCCUGGUGAGGGCAGGUGGCUCCAGCUGACCCGGGCCGGAGACACCCAGAGGUGAGGAACCGGCCCCACUGAUGCUGCUUUCUGACCCCAGCUGUGAG